Molecule: messenger RNA, 1692 nt
Organism: Saprolegnia parasitica CBS 223.65
Lineage: Eukaryota; Oomycota; Saprolegniomycetes; Saprolegniales; Saprolegniaceae
Exons: 13
Coding region: 1-1692 (563 amino acids)
Biological process (GO): transmembrane transport; magnesium ion transport
Cellular component (GO): membrane
Molecular function (GO): magnesium ion transmembrane transporter activity
Source: RefSeq, a predicted model, not a curated record
AUGCUGCGAGGGCUUCAACGCGGCUCGCUGCGACUCGGUGGGCCCAGCGCACGGAUCGCCGUGCGCGCCAUAAGCUCCGUCGAUCCAUUGCCGCCCAAGCACCUGCCGCUCGUGUACGAAGCGCCGCUCGCCGCUCGGGUGACAGCGAUCACGCGGGCCAUGGCGGCGACGAACGCCAUCACGUGCGUGGGCAUCCCAAUCGCGUACACGCUCGGCCACUUUCCGCUCGCGACGCCAAGCCAGCUGGCCAUCUACGGCGCGCUCACGGGCAUCGGCGCCGUCUCGACGGGGCUCAUGCACAUGCUCUUUUCGCCAUACGUGACGCGCAUGUGGAUGGACACCGCAGCCAAGAAGAUUGCGAUUGAAAACGUGACGCUGCUUGGGACGACGACGCGCACGGAGCUGCGCGCCAGCGACAUCUCGCGCAAUGCGACGACGUGGCACCCGAUGGUCAACUACACGAGCUUGCAGUGCCCGCUCUUCCUGCACACCAGUGGCAGCGCGCUCCUCGAAUCGCUGCUGUCGCCCAAGUUGAAGGACGCGAUGUACGACGCCCGACGGCGCCGGGACAAGGCCUCGGACACCUCACCCAUGCUUUUUGGCAAGCGACUGACGCUGCGGUUCGACCCAACGGGUCGCAUGACACACGAAGACUUUAGCCGCCACGACGUGCUCAAGAUGGUGCAAAAGGCAGCCGUGCCAGCAUCAACCUGGAGUGACACACCAGAGUACCGUGCGCAUGUGAAAGCGCGUCCGAGCAGUCGGAGCAACAAGGGUGUUGUCGACAUCCCCAACAUUCACAUGCGCGACAUUCGCAAGCUCGACAAUGCGUUUGCGAUUGCGAGCAAACCGUCGAUCACGGUGCGGCGCGGCGCGAUCCUCGUCAACGCCGAUCCGAUCCGCGCCAUCAUUAUGCAAAACAACUGCGUCAUCUUCCUCCAAGAAGGUGCCGAGAGCGUGAUUCCACUGCUCGAAUCCAACUUUAAAGAGUUUGACUCGCAGGACCACCCGUUUGAGUUUACGGCGCUGGAAUCGUUGCUUUUGACCAUUUGCACCAUCCUCGAGAAGGACUGUGCGCGGGUCUUGCCGCAAGCCCAAGCAGCCAUCGACAAGAUGAGCCAAGACGCGACGCUAGCCGGCGAGCUUGAGACGCUGCGCUCGAUGAAAAACACGCUGGACGAACUCAAUUCGCGCGUCACGGGCACCCGCAAGGCAUUUGUGGACAUUCUGGAAAACGAAGAAGACUUGCGCAUGAUGCACCUAACCAAGCUGCACGAUGACCCGUCGCUCGUCUACGACCUCUUUAGCUUUGAUUCGGAAGAGCUCGAGUCGCUCCUGGAAGUCUACUUGGAGGAUAUCUACGACACGCAAACGCGCGUGGCUCUCAUGCUGGAAAACAUGCUCAACACGAAAAACAUCGCGAUGCUCAAGCUCGACGCCAAGCGCAACUACCUCAUGACGCUCAACCUGACGCUGACGCUCUGGACGACGCUCAUCACCGUGCCGACGUUUGUUGUUGGCGCGUUUGGCAUGAACCUCAACUCGUACCUCCAGGAGGUCGACUACCUCUUCUACAUUGUGUCGGGCCUCGCGAUCGGCUUCCCCAUUGGCGCCUACCGCUACAUUUUGCGCUACUUUCGCCAGCGCGAUGAUUGGACGACAGGUCGCAUCGGCACUGAGAUAUUCGCUUGA